AUGGAAUGGAGGACUGCUCAGGUGCUGCUAAAGGCCAUUGGAAGCUUGAAGUGGGCUCGUGAAAACGGGUGUCCAUGGGGUGAAUGGACAUGUGAGGCCGCCGCUCUAAAUGGCGAUUUGGAAAUUCUAAAGUGGGCUCAUGAAAAUGGUUGUCCAUGGGAUGGGUGGACAUGUGCAGGAGCUGCUAAGAAUGGACAUUUGGCAGUUUUAAAGUGGGCUCGUGCAAAUGGUUGCCCAUGGAAUGAAGACACAUGUAGCAAAGCUGCCGAAAGGGGCCAUAUCGAAAUUCUGAAGUGGGCUCGUGAAAAUGGCUGUCCAUGGAAUGAAGACACAUGUGUCAAAGCUGCGGAAAGGGGCCGGUUGGAAAGUCUGAAGUGGGCUCGUGAAAAUGGCUGUCCAUGGAGUGUAGCGACAUAUCGAGCUGCCCGCAGGUCUGACCGAAUUGGAGUGAUCCAGUGGCUGCGUGACAAUGGCUGCCCUGGGUCUCAUCAUGAAGGACACCAACAUCGUUUAUGGUAA
Molecule: messenger RNA, 519 nt
Organism: Seminavis robusta
Lineage: Eukaryota; Bacillariophyta; Bacillariophyceae; Naviculales; Naviculaceae
Source: the annotation of a GenBank genome assembly